AUGACUUUGGAAACCGUAUAUGCGAUUUAUCCAUUUGAAGCUGAACAUGAUGAUGAGGUUCCUUUUCAAAUGGGGGAACCGAUAACAGUAUUAGAAAAAGAUGAUUUGUAUCGGGAUGGCUGGUGGAGGGGAAAAAAUAUUUGUGGGCAAAUUGGACUUUUCCCAAAGAAUUAUACAACAUACGAGAAACCAAAUCCAAAAAAUGCAUCAUCGUCUCCUGUAAGUAGUAAUAGCAUUAAAACAAGUUCGCGACAAUUGUCGCCAACAUCAGCUUUUAAUAUGCGUGGAUCAGAUUUGGAUUUGCCUUCGGCACCUUUUAGGAGGCCAAGCCCAUCUAUUGAUGAUACAAUAGUUGAUAUACAAAAUAAAUUACAUAGAAUGGGAGUUAGAUCUGAAGAAGAAGAAAUAUAUCAGUAUAAGCUAAAUCAACAAAAUCUUCUAUGGUCACCAAAAAACGGACAUUCUAAUAAAUAUCCCAUGACAUCAUCAUCGGAAUCUAGCACCUCGAGUAGUCGGAUUUCAUCAUUAGAGAGACAACAUAGUUCUCAGUCGCGAUCUGUAGGUAACACGAAGAAAGUUGAAAGAUCUUCUUCUGAAAGACCAUUAAAUGGGCAUCCAAUGUCCUGGGAUGUGGAUCAAGUAUGCAUGUGGUUAUCAGAGAAGGGAUUCGAUUCGGAAAUUCAUCAUUUUAUAGAGAAUGACAUCACAGGUGAUGUACUUCUUGGGUUAAGCUUAUCAACAUUAAAAGAGUUGGAUAUAAACUCAUUCGGUAAACGCGUUCGUAUAAUGAAUGUUAUUACCGAACUUAAAUCCCAUUAUAGCGAAAACGAUGAUGUAUCAGACUUUGAAGAAUUUAAUCAACAAUCCACAACUUUUUAUCCUGACUCGCUUCCGUUAUCCCCGCAGAAUGGUGUAUAUUCUAAUCAAGCCGUGAAUUCAAGUGGAAGUUUAUUUAACCAUUAUAGUACAAUUCCAAACUCUUUGUCGCACGUUGAGGAGUUGGUUGCUUUUCCUAAGCAUUUGAUAGAUGCCCAAAGAAAUUCUACUGUUACAAAAAAUGUUCCACCCACAUAUUAUACGUAUUCACGGCGAGUUGGUGAUGCGGAAGGUUCAAACAUCGAGACGGUUAUAAAAUCACCAAAUAAGAAAAGCGGUAAAUUUUUGGCAAAGUUGAGUUUUUCGAAAACUAAGGAUAGGAAUAGUAUAAAUAAUACGGGUAAAAAAGAGAAAGCACGAACUAACUCUGGAGGAGGUUGGGAUUUCAAUAGGAGUGAAGAAGAAUAUGUUAUGAAAGACAAAAUAAUGAAAAAUAAAUCAGCCGGAGAAGAGUCUGCGUCAUCACAAGAGAUGGAGAAGAAUCGAUUGAAGUUCGUGUCCAAUAAAAAAAAUAGAUCUGUUUUGGAUCGAAGUAGCUUGGUCGGAAAUCAAUUGGGUCUCCCUAAACGACCAAUAGAGAUGCAAAAUCAACUAAUUAAUUCUAAUUCAACAUUAAACGAUCGUAAAAAUAAUAUUUAUUCAUUGGAGAACAUUGGUAAUAAUAUAAAUUUGAGCGACGAAGCGUUUAAUUCAAUUGGAGAGGCAGAUCAUGAAGGAUAUUUGAAAAAACAAGGAGAAAAAUAUAAGACAUGGAAUUCACGUUAUUGCAUAUUAAAAGGGAUUAAUCUUUAUUACUUUAAGAAUGAUAAGGAACUUGAUCUAUCGAAGGCGAAGGGAUACAUAAAUCUAACCGGAUAUCGUAUCAUCUCGGAUGAGAAUAUAUUACAUGGAAAAUAUGGAUUCAAAUUGAUUCAUGAUACAGAGAAAUCGCAUUAUUUCGCACAUGAAGACAUGAAGACAUUGAAAGGUUGGAUUAAAGCAAUGAUGAAAUCCACAAUCGCAAGAGACAGCAAAGCACCAGUUAUUAGUUCAAGUAAUAUAGCAACGAUUCCGCUUUCAGAAGCACGCAAAAUGACACCACGCCCACCAGAAACGAGAAGACCUCCUGUUGGAUCUGCUUCGAUAAAUAAAGUUUCGUCACCCAUACUUCGGCCAACUUCACCUAUUUCACAAAGAUCAGGAUCACCGAUACAAGCAAGACCUUUAACGCCUACAUUGCAAACAUUUCAAAAUUCUUCACCAUUAAUGAGACCAUUUAAUAAUAGGUCAACGGUUGAAUUCUUUUAA
This is a messenger RNA of Funneliformis geosporum, 2163 nucleotides long. Lineage: Eukaryota; Fungi; Glomeromycota; Glomeromycetes; Glomerales; Glomeraceae. The record is from the annotation of a GenBank genome assembly.